AUGCAAGUGCAUAUUUCAUCUGCUGCUUCAGUGAAUUUCACACUUUAUGCACUUGACAAUACUACCAUAGAUAACAUUGCUACAAAAGUCGGUAAAAAAUUAAAUAAAAUUCCUGCUACAUUAAUGUUUUUCUAUAAAGGAAAGUCAUUGAGUAGAAAUCAGAAACUUUCGGAUAUAAAAUAUGUCGAAGGAGAUACUAUAACUAUGCAAUGUUUACUUAAUGAAGAUAAUAAAACAAAAAUUAAUUUUGAUGCAUAUGAUAUCAUGGGUCAUAUGGCCUUAAACUUCCUCCAGAAACAAUUAUUUUCAUCACCUGAAAUCAUAAGAACAGCAAAGGCAAUAUAUAGUAAAGAGCAUAGAAAUCCAGAAAUUCAAAGAACUACAGAUCCUGAAAAUUUUGCUGAAUUGGUAUCACAACUUGAGGCUUUAGGCUUUCCAAGCGUCAGAUGUGCGAAUGCUCUUAGAAGAGCUGAUUUUUGCAUUGAUCUUGCAGCUUCUCUCCUUAUGGAUAACCAGGAAGGAAUCCAAGAGCUUACUGAAAUCAUUGAUUUAGUUCAAUGCGUUGAAGAUACAGAUUCAUUAACUAAAGUGGAGUCAAUUCAGACCCCACCGCGUUACCAAGGCGUGUUUUACAUUCCAGAUGAUUAUCUGGAGACGGAUGAAACAUCACCUCUCCAAGACGAAAACCAGCCUCAAUAUGAUCAAGAAUAUUCCGACGAAGAGUCAUAUUCGCCAGCCCCUCCUCGUGUAAUCAGAUCUACUGACUCAAUUCCUUCAAUUUCCAGGAAUUCCCCACCAAAAUAUUCAAAUACUCUAAUUCUUUAUUCUUCCGAUGAUGAUUCCGAGGAAUAUGAUGAAUUACAGAUCACUCCGCCAUUAAAACCAGCGUUUACAAUGAAACCAACCAUGGAACCGCCAAAAUUUUUCGAAGAGCCGCCAAAGCCAACUUGUUCCACUGCAAAAAAUCCAUUGCAAACGCCAAAGAGAGUAAAACCAACACCAAAAGUUCCAAUGGCAAGUCCAAAGAAUAUAAUUCCACCGAUGAGAGCUUCAAUGACAAUUCCAACGCCAAAUAAAGGAUCUCCACAAGCUCCUAUUAAGAAAGUUACCUCUGUUCAAAAGGUUUCGAACAGAUUAUCUACUGCAACUUCAAAAGUUCGUUCUUCCCUUCCAAAACUUCAAAGACCUUGA
Trichomonas vaginalis G3 is the source of this 1191-nucleotide messenger RNA. Its product is annotated as UBA-like family. The record is from RefSeq and is a predicted model, not a curated record. Lineage: Eukaryota; Parabasalia; Trichomonadida; Trichomonadidae. Gene Ontology annotation, molecular function: protein binding. The coding region runs from base 1 to 1191 and encodes 396 amino acids. The transcript has a single exon.